Balaenoptera musculus (blue whale) is the source of this 3377-nucleotide messenger RNA. RefSeq names its product coiled-coil domain containing 57 (gene CCDC57). Lineage: Eukaryota; Metazoa; Chordata; Mammalia; Artiodactyla; Balaenopteridae. Bases 274 to 3357 code for a protein of 1027 amino acids. The record is from RefSeq and is a predicted model, not a curated record. The transcript is spliced from 20 exons.
CGGAACCUGGCGUCGGGGCUCGCGUUUCCAGCCGGCGGGACCCGAGCAGUGCACCGAGCCCGCCCGGAUAGUGGCAGACGGACUCGGGUCACCAUGGCAACGCGGCGGGACCGGAGGCUGCUCGUAGCAGGCGUUCUGGUGUGCGGCUUGUGGAAUCUUAGUUCCCCGACCAGGGAUUGAACCCAGGUCCUUGGCAGUGAAAGCACGGAGUCCUAACCACUGGACCGCCAAGGAAUUCCCAAGUCCUUAUUGAUUUUAAGUUUUGCUGCCGACAUGCUGCCCCCGCCCACAGAGCAGGCCCUGAAUGCCCUGCUGGCUCGCAAGGAGGAGGAGUGGCGAGCACUGCAGGCCCAGCACUCCCAGAUGCAGGAGGCAGCCCUGCAGGACGCUCAGCGCCAGCUGGAGGAGGCGCAGGGGAAGCUGCGACGCCUGCGGGAGGACUUCGUCUACAACCUGCAGGUGCUGGAGGAGCGGGACCGGGAGCUGGAGCGCUACGAUGCUGCGUUUGCCCAGGCCCGUGGGCUGGAGGAGGCCAGGCAGGCCGAGGUGAGCGAGCUCAAGAUCGAGGUGGCCAAGCUGAGGCAGGCGCUGGCCGGUGAGGCCCGGCGGGUGGAAGAUCUGCAGCAGCAGUCCCAGCAGAGGCUGCAGGAACACCGCCUGGAGCUGGAGCGGGUCCACAGUGACAGGAACGGUGAGCUGGACCAGCAGCGGGAGCAGUAUGGGAACCUGAAGUGGAAGCUGGAAAGGAGGCUGGAGGAGCUGGACAGCGAACUUGCCCUGCAGCGGCAGGAGCUGCUCCAGGAGUUUGAAUCUGAAAUGCAAAAGCGGGAGCACGCGUUCCGCCUGCAGGCUGACAGCAUGAGCAAUGUGGUCCUAGCACACGAGCUCAAGAUUAAACUGCUGAACAAAGAGCUCGUGGCCCUGAGAGAGGCCGGGGUGAAGGCUGCGGAGUCCCUGCAGAGCGCCGAGGCGGUGAAUGCGGAGCUGGAGGACAGGCUGCAGCGCAGAGACUGGGAGCUCAGGGACCUGGCUGCCGUGAAGGACGCCCGGAUAAAAGACUUAGAGGGUAAACUUCACUCUGUGCAGCUCACCAGGAAAAAAGAAGAGGAGACGUUUAGGAGGAAGCAUGAGGAGCUGGACCGUCUGGCCAGGGAGAGGGACACGGUGCUGAUGGCAGUGAAGAGCGCCCAUGCGGAGCAGCUGCAGGCGGUAGAGGCCAGGGCCCUGGAGCUGCAGGGGCACUGCGACAACCUCGAGGUGCAGCUCCGCAGGGCUGAGUGGAGGCAGGCGGACACCACCAAGGAGAAGGACGCCGCCAUUGACAAACUUCGGGAAGAUGCGUCAGCUCUAAAAUCCCGCUGGGAUGCCCAGAUUGCUCAACUUUCCAAGGAGAUGGUCUCCAAAGACCUUCAGGUUCAGUCGCUGCAGGAAGAAGAGGUGAAGCUGAAGGCACAGCUGGCCAGAUGCCAGCAGGACAUUGGAAGGUACAAGCAGCAGCUGUCUCUGGCCGUAGAGAGGGAGCAGAGCCUGGAGCGUGACAAGGUGCAGUUGGAGCUGGCCUGGCAGCGCCGCUGCGAGGGUGUCGAGCGGGAGCAGUACCAGCGGGCUGAGGACUUGAUUCAGGGCCUGACUGCGGCCAGAGACCAGGUUGCGGCCAAGCUGCAGGAGACAGAGCGGGUGCUGUGUGGCCAGGAGGUGGUGCUGAAGGCCGUGACCCGAGAGAGAGACCAGGCUGUGCAGGCGCUGGGGACACGCGGACUCCACCCUGAGGAGGAGGCGCAGAUGCUUCUAAGGCAUCAAGAAGAAGAAACAAGUAAAAGUUUUCCAUCUACUGUGAUCCAGCAGCUACAAGAGCAGAACACAAGCUUGCGAAAUGUUAUUGCACAAAUGAGGAAAGAAAUGGAAACUCUAAGCGAUCAGAUUCUUCCUUCUGCCCAGUUAGGAGGGAAGACCUCACAAACAAACCAGCCUGACCCAAAGGCAGCCGCUGAUUCAGCUGUACCUGAUUAUGUUCUGGCCCUUGAAGCAGAAAUGCGAACUCUAAAGCAUAAAUUUAAAACAUUGGAGGAACAACUAGAAGACGUGUUAGAUCCUUCGAAGACGACCUCGUCCUGUGCUGGCGUUCAACCCAGUGUCCUGGCCUCCACAGACACCACCGGAGGAGCUGUGCCGGUCGAUGGUCCAUCCACGGGACUGGCGCUCAGGAGGCUUGGAGACAGGGCACAUCUCCUGAGCUUCCUGGUGGCACAGCUCAGACAGAAGAUCUGUUCCAGACCCCUUCCCAGAGCUGGCCGCCUUCCUAACAUUGUCUCUAAAACGGCCUCCCAGGUGCUGCGGGAACCCCUGGACAUGGACACCAUCCAGCGAGAGCUUCCCCACGAGCUGGACCAGGUGCACCUGGAGGUUUUGCAGCUGCGGAAGCAGGUGGCUGAGAUUGAGAAGCAUCUCAGGUCAGCCCGGAAGGAAGGCAGGGAUGCUUCAGGCAGGCAGCAACCGCACGCCUCAGACACCGAGGCUGUCGGGGAAGAGGGCCCGACACAUGGAGGACCCGCAGGGACCGAGGACCAGGAGGCACAGCCCCCUCAGGCCCUGUCUGUGCCCCGACUCCAGAGGAAGCUCAAGGAGGCAGCCAGGAAAAUCCUGCGGCUGCGCCUGGAGAAGGAGCAGCUCCUGGAGCUGGGGAACCGGCUGCGUGCGGAGCUGGGCCACCUCACUGGGAAGCCGCCUCAUCACCCCGUUCCUACCCCUGAGGCCCAGGGCUCAGGUGAGGCACCUGAUGCACGCUUGGGACCGUUGCAACCCCGUCUCACAACUCAGGACUCUAAGAAUGCCAAGAAAGAAUGUUUCUCCGAACGCUCAGGAAAGAGCCAAGCCCGCUUGGCACAGACAGUCUGCAGAAGGGAUGCUGAGCCAGGCUGCAGAGCGGGGCCAGGGCUGAGGCAACACAGAAUCUCCACAGUGACUUGCAGAUCAGCUCCUCAGAAAGAAAACCAGUCCCCAAAGCCACGCCUGGCUCAAGAAUUCCAGGAGGAAAAUGGCCACCACACCCAAAGGUCCUCAUCACCUGCCAGCAGUUCCCUCCAGGACACAUGGAAGUUACUGGACCUGGGAUCCAGCCCUUCUGGCCUCGCCUCCCAGGACGACUCGCCUCCAGAGCACCCAGCACCUCCAGCAGCCUACAGCCUCCAACACCCCAAGGGAAGCCCCGUGGCGCCAUGGGCGGCCUUUGCCGUCGAAGGGAUGAAGAUGAAAGCCCAAGCAAGGGGCAAGCCUGCCAGACACCCCAGGGCUCAUCCUGCAAAACCUAAAGGCUGCCAGCGGCCCCCCAAGAUUCGUAACUACAACUCCAAGGACUGACCUCCUCGAACCACCCCUCC